This is a messenger RNA of Symsagittifera roscoffensis, 3655 nucleotides long. RefSeq names its product APOBEC1 complementation factor-like. Gene Ontology annotation, cellular component: nucleus. The record is from RefSeq and is a predicted model, not a curated record. Gene Ontology annotation, molecular function: mRNA binding. Lineage: Eukaryota; Metazoa; Xenacoelomorpha; Acoela; Convolutidae. Bases 753 to 2666 code for a protein of 637 amino acids. The transcript has 11 exons.
AGUAUGCCAAGUUGGUUCAGUUUAUAAUGAGUUGAUUCACUGAUUGUUGACUUGAUCCUAUCUUGCUGUGCUUUGCUUGUUCAAAGCAGAUUCACCAUCAUUCACUAUUCAAUCACUACAAUGCAACCUUGAUUCAAAUCAAACCCUGUAUUUUAUAGGAAAACAAUCUGCUUGAUUCUAUUUUCUGAUUCACUAUUAUUACCCCAGAAUAACCCACCCUAUCAUUUUAACUGCCUAUUUGAAUUUGACCAAUUAAACUAAAUUUAUUAAUCACUUCCUGGUCUCUGUGAUUGAGAUUUGAAAUUCAGCUUGAAAUUUUUCUUGCUUGCGCGUGAAGCUAAAUUAUUCUUAGGAGUGACUCACUUUGAUUCGGGACCCCGGCAGGUUUGCUACAAACUCGGUUCAUAUCGGCUUAACAUUCUUCGAACUGCAAAAUUGUGCUUAUUGGAUUUAAAACUCCUUCGAAAGCCUGAAAUUUAUGUUCAUGCAAAAAUUUAGAAUCAGAAUUAUUGAAUAAUUCCUCAGCCUUAUCUGAAAAAUUGUAAUUGAGAGCCUAUUCUUCCUUCGAGUGGCAUCGAGACUUUGCUAAUUGAUUCUAAACAAUUGCGCAAAGAGAUCUUCCUCGACAAGUGAAGAACGAAAAAUCAUUGGAAAUUUGGAACGGGCAAGCACACUUUUGUAUUGAGCCAAGAAUCACUUUGAAGUUGGCUGUCGCAGACAAACAACACAGUUCAGCCGACAAUUUGGAUAAAAUGACAAUUGCAGGCAAUGGCUCAUUCAGUGAUGGUCCGUCAUCUGAUGAAGCAGUGGGAAGCGGGAGUCAAAUGAGUGGAUUUUGUGGUGCUUUCAAUGCUGCGAGUCUGAAGGCGCUGACUGAUCGCACUGGAUACACGUUACUGCAGCAAAACGGCCAGAGAAAGUAUGGUGGGCCUCCUCCCAGCUGGCAGGGACCUCCGCCGACCAAGUGUGAAGUAUUCGUCGGCAAAAUUCCUCGGGACUUGUAUGAGGACGACCUGGUCCCAGUUCUGGAAAAGGCUGGAAAGAUCUACGAACUGCGUCUGAUGAUGGAUUUUUCCAACCACAACCGAGGAUAUGCGUUCUGUACAUACCAGCAGAAAGACGAGGCUUUGGCGGCUGUCAGGAUUCUGAAUAACUAUGAAAUAAGACCGGGUCGCAUGAUUGGUGUCUGCAUGAGUAUCGACAACUGUCGGCUGUUUGUAGGUGGCAUUCCGAAAAACCGAACGCGUGAAGAGACUAUGCAUGAGAUGUCUCAAAUCACAGAGGGCGUCGUAGACUGCAUCAUGUAUCCGAGUGCCGCUGACAAGACUAAGAACCGUGGGUUUGCAUUUAUAGAGUACGAAAGCCACCGAGCGGCAGCCAUGGCUAGGCGAAAGCUCAUUCCGGGUAAGAUUCUUUUGUGGGGACAGCAAAUAGCGGUGGAUUGGGCAGAACCGGAAGCACAAGUGGACGACGAAGUUAUGAAAUCGGUUCGGAUCCUCUAUCUUCGGGGACUGCUAUUGACGACGAAAGAGGAGCGACUAGAGGAAAUCAUCACGAAGAUGUUCGACCACAAAGCACUGGAGAGGGUGAAGAAGAUUCGUGACUUUGCAUUCGUCCAUUUUUACAAUCGGGAAGACGCUGAGCUCGCGUUCGAGCGACUGAACGGGGCAGACAUUGAGGGAGUGGAGAUUGAAGUGACAUGGGCCAAGCCUCCAGACAAAGACCAGAUCAGAUACACGAAGGGAAACCACAAGCCAGUUCCCGCGCUUCCCAUUCCUCCAAAUUUCAACGAAAUGGGAUCUCUAUUUGAGACUCCGUUCAGACAGUCUUUGCAGAUGCCGUACGUCGGCAGUCCACCGGGAUCUCUGAGUGCAGCUUCGAAUCAAGUAUUUGGAUAUCCGUCUGGUGGGAGCUCAUCUAACGGGUCAAUUCCCUCGGCAGGAAGAAUGAUCGGCAAGGGUUCGGCUGGAAUGAAGGGUGCAGGGGUGAAGUCUCAAUACAACCGGAUGCUCCAGCAACAACAACAGCAGCAACAAAUGGCGGCAGUUGCUGCUGUAAUGCAGAGAGGCAACCCUAUGAUGCCAUCGGGAAUACCGCCGGGCGCGGCUAACCCUAUGUUGGGACCGUCGUUACAACAGACACCCGGGUUCAUGUCACCGGGCUUCAAACGAACAAAUGAUUUCCUCGAAGAGAUCUGCUUGAAGAAUGGCUGGAAUGCACCCGUGUACACCUACCUGAAGAACCCCUCGGCAACCGGAUUUCCUCAAUUCUCCUGCAAAGUGCAGAUCUACUUGAACAAGCCGGACGGUGAGCCCCCAAUGAGCAUGCAGUUCCAGUCACCGCGUCCCUGUGCAACCCUAGAGGAAGCCAAGUACCUGGCUGCUGAGAACGCUAUCUGCAGUAUGGUCUACACUAACAGGGACCAGCUGACCAUGAACUACGCAUCGCCCAUCGGGGCAGCCGCAGCAGCAGCACAGUACAUGUCUCCGGUGGAGCACGCUCAGCGCAAAAUUCUGGACGGUGGAAUGGGGGCGGCUGCGAUGGCUGCACAGCAGAGCCAGCAGGCACAGGCCAUGCACAUGAACCAGAUCAACAUGCAACUGGCCCAGGCAGCAGCCGCUUUCAACUUCCCUCCUACAGCCGGCAUGUUUGGGCCAUCCAACUGAGGUUCACGCGAGGAUUACGCGAAGAUGACAUGUGCGAAGGGAAAAUGGACGAAACCAGGAUAAUUUGGAUAAUGAAAUGUGAUGAUGUGAACACAAGCAUCGACUAGUUACCACACAAAAUCAAAUUGUGAGCAUGCAGACUAAAUUCCAAAAUUAUCGAAAACACUCAAUGAAAUUUUGCGACAAAGCUUAUAUCAACCUGGAAAAAUUUACGUUCUGUUAAUUCUGUUGCAGUUUGUGAUUCCAAUUAUUCGAGAUAUCGAUCAUUUUUAUUAUUUUGAGAAUAAGCAACAACCUUGCGGCUACCGGUGACUUUUGUUUGUAAAAAUAGCUCCUUAUGUUCUAAAGUCAAUAUGGUAUAAAGUCUCAACUAUUUGUAACAGUUUCGCAUCAACUAGCCUGAAAAUUGUUGAAUAUUUAACAGCCAAGUUUCGCCAUCAGUUUCAUAUCCUUGUGAAAAUCAACCUUUAGCUAACCUGCAUUAGCACAAUAGAAUUCCUACUAGAGCACUCAUUGAGGAAGACGCAGCAUUUGAAACUUUCACGUUCGAAUUUCUAAUGAUUAAUUAAUGAUUAAUGAUGAAGUGGAUCGAUCGAAGUCGCUUCGGUUAAAUCGCUUUAGCUUAAAUUUAAUAUGUUUCAAUGGGAGGUCUAAAUUGACCACCGGACACUUUGCAUUCAAAAGUUACUUUUAAAUUGUAAUCUCUAAUCUCAAAUUAUAAUCUUGAUUUGCGCUGUGGGGCUCAACUUCUCUUAAUCGUUGAAUAAUAUCUCUUAUUUGGUGUCGUUCGCCGCGUUGCAAGAGUUGUCGGUGAACCAAAACCCGACCUCUGACGCUAUCGGGGAACAAUGAAGCUCAUCAACUGGACCAUUUCAUGUGCCUUAGUGUAGUUUAAUAGGUCGCUAAUAGCCGUUGUGUUUGAACGUAUGGUUUUGUUGAGUUAUUUUACUUUGUAAGUAAAAACUUGAAUUAACUUAUUGCCACUUUCA